Molecule: messenger RNA, 882 nt
Organism: Saccharomyces paradoxus
Lineage: Eukaryota; Fungi; Ascomycota; Saccharomycetes; Saccharomycetales; Saccharomycetaceae
Gene: TRM10
Product: tRNA (guanine(9)-N(1))-methyltransferase
Exons: 1
Coding region: 1-882 (293 amino acids)
Biological process (GO): tRNA N1-guanine methylation
Cellular component (GO): nucleus
Molecular function (GO): tRNA binding
Source: RefSeq, a predicted model, not a curated record
AUGUCCAAUGAUAAAAUAGACCAGAACGAAGAAAAGGUGAAGAGAACACCACCUUUACCGCCAGUGCCAGAAGGCAUGUCUAAAAAGCAAUGGAAAAAAAUGUGUAAGAGACAAAGGUGGGAGGAGAAUAAAGCCAAAUACAAUGCGGAACGCCGUGUGAAGAAGAAGAGACUUCGCCAUGAAAGAAGUGCGAAGAUUCAAGAGUACAUUGACAGGGGAGAAGAGGUACCCGAGGAAUUAAUUAGGGAGCCUCGUGUUAAUGUGAAUCAAAUUAAUUCGGGGAUCGAAAUCAUACUUGACUGUUCUUUCGACGAGUUAAUGAACGACAAGGAAAUAGUAAGCUUGUCUAACCAGGUCACCAGGGCAUAUUCCGCCAAUAGAAGGGCGAACCACUUCGCAGAAAUAAAAGUGGCUCCAUUCGACAAGAGGCUAAAGGAAAGGUUCGAAACCACUCUGAAAAAUACCAAUUAUGAACACUGGAACCAUUUUAAAUUUCUACCAGACGACAAAAUCAUGUUUGGAGAUGAGCACAUAGGAAGGGACAACAUAGUGUAUUUAACGGCCGAUACAGAGGAAAAGCUGGAGAAGCUGGAACCGGGAAUGCGGUACAUUGUUGGCGGCAUUGUAGACAAGAACCGCUAUAAAGAGUUGUGCCUAAAAAAGGCCCAAAAAAUGGGCAUUCCCACGCGAAGACUGCCCAUUGACGAGUACAUCAAUCUUGAAGGCAGAAGGGUGUUGACAACAACGCAUGUCGUGCAGCUCAUGCUGAAAUACUUUGAUGAUAAUAACUGGAAAAACGCCUUUGAAAGCGUGUUGCCACCCAGGAAGCUGGAUACAGAAGCAAAAUCCACGACGGGAUCACCAGCUUCAAAGGACACGUAA